AUGCCAUUGGCCGCAGGGGCCGUCCUAAAGCUUCGGGCGUCAGGCGGCGCGGCGCCGACCCAGCGGCUGCGCCAGCGGCAGAAUCAGCUUCAGCAGCAGCAGCAGCAGCAGCAGCAGCAGCAGCAGCAGCAGCAGCAGCAACAGCAGCAGCAGCAGCAGCGGCAGCGUUCGGGCCUGCUGCACUCGAUAUGGUUCAACUACCAACCGGACGGCGGCAACACGAUAUUCGGGCGGGAGUGGGAGCGGGUAGAGGGGCCCGCGUACGGCUGGCAGGACUUUGGGGGCGCGGCAGCUGCAGUGGGGCCAGCGGGCUUUGUGCAGGCCAACUUUGGCGCUAUGCAGUCGGCCCUCGACGCGAUCUGCGCCGCGGUGCGCCCCGGCGCGGUCGUUGCCGAGCUCUACGCGGGCAGCGGCGCCAUCGGGCUCGCCCUCGCGGCGCGCGGCCGCGCGGCGCGAGUCACGUGCGUCGAGCUCAACCCCGCCUGCAGGGGCCCCUUCGACGCUGCCAAGGCUGCGUUGCCAGAGGCGGUCGCGGCGCGUGUCAGGCUGGUGACGGCGUCCGCGGGCGACUCCCCGGCUGAGUGGCUGGCGGGUGCCGAUACCGUCGUGGUAGACCCUCCCAGGAAGGGCCUGGAUCGGGCGCUGCUGGAGGCGCUGCUGCAGCCGCUGGGCACAACUCAGGCGGAGCAGGCCGCCAACCCGGCCCCUUGCAGCAGCGGCAGCAGCAGCAGCAGCCGCAGCGCAGCACAGGGUGUUGCUGGACCCACGGGGUAUGUAGGAAGCACUGACGGCAGACGCGGCAGCGACCACCAGGCAGGGGCGGCGGCUGCGGCGGCGGCGGCGGCGUCCCAGCCGACCCGCCUGGUGUAUCUGUCUUGUGGUUACGCGGCCCUCGAGCGCGACGCGGCGGCGCUGGUCGCCGGCGGGUGGCGCGUGGCCGGCGCGGAGGCGUUUACUUUCUUCCCGGGUACAGACAGCUUGGAGACUCUCGCCGUGUUCGAGCGCGCCUGA
Messenger RNA from Monoraphidium neglectum, 1011 nucleotides. RefSeq names its product putative RNA methyltransferase. Bases 1 to 1011 code for a protein of 336 amino acids. NCBI's taxonomy places the organism in Eukaryota, Viridiplantae, Chlorophyta, Chlorophyceae, Sphaeropleales, Selenastraceae. Gene Ontology annotation, molecular function: RNA methyltransferase activity. The record is from RefSeq and is a predicted model, not a curated record. The transcript is spliced from 5 exons. Gene Ontology annotation, biological process: RNA processing.